Messenger RNA from Electrophorus electricus (electric eel), 1633 nucleotides. The record is from RefSeq and is a predicted model, not a curated record. NCBI's taxonomy places the organism in Eukaryota, Metazoa, Chordata, Actinopteri, Gymnotiformes, Gymnotidae.
GCCUGCCAACACAGAAGUAACUGACUGAAGUGACUGCAGACAUUAAAGGUGUACAGAGCCUACAAACACUCAUUCAAGUGUGUUUUGUAAAGAUCUGGCCAACCUGCCGGUGCAUAGAGGCUACAGGAUUCUGACUCACAUCUGAUACUCAAACUAACUGCCCCUGAGUAAAGCCAGAGAGUAGGAGCGAUGGAUGAACGGAGGAUUGUGCUUCUUGGGAAAAGAAGUGAUGGUAAAAGCAGCGCUGGAAAUCUGAUACUGGGUGAACAAGUAUUUGGUUCUAAAUGUUCACCCAACUCACAAACUCAAAAAUGCUACUUAAAUACAAAAUCCAUUAAUAAGAAGUUAAUAACAGUCAUUGACACACCUGGGUUUUUUGACACUAGUCUCACUUCAGAGGAACUAAACUCUGAAAUAUUACGAUGUGUUACUGAGUGUGCACCAGGCCUACAUGCAUUUGUGAUUGUGCUCAAAGUUGGAAGAUACACAAAGCAUGACAUUGAAACUGUGAAAAAAAUAACAGAGUCAUUUGGAGAGGAUGCACUAAGAUAUGCAGUGGUGCUCUUCACCUUUGGUGAUCAACUCACUGAGGGCCAGACUAUUGAAGACUUUGUGAAGCAAAGUACAGAGUUACAGCAGCUUGUGAAUAAAUGUGGAGGUCGUGUUCAUGUCACUGAUAAUAAAUACUGGAAUGGGCAACAGGAUGAGCACAGGAGCAACAGGGUUCAGGUGGAGAAGCUACUGAACACCAUAGAGGAGAUGGUGAGGGAGAAUGGAGGAAAGUGUUACACCAAUGAGAUGCUACGGCUAGUAGAGAAAGGUAUACAUAAAGAGUGUAAGGCUUUAUGUGAGGAAGGUAAAGAGGAAUCAGAUAACAUGGUGAGAGAAAAAGCAAAGCCGAGAGUUCAUAGCAACCUGUUAGCAAAGUUAGUGGGGACGGGAACAGGAGCAUUGACAGGUGCUUUCCUUGGCCUUGAGGCUGGAGCCUUAAUUUCAGUGAGCGUUCCAGAAUGCACACCAAUUAUACUUGGAACAUCAUGUGCAGCUGGAGCAACAGCAGGAUGGAUUAGAAGUUAUCAUGUGGCAGAUGGGCAGAGACUGUGGGUUUUUGCAAUGAAAAUGGCAUAUAAAGAAAUAGUUAAAGGUGUAAAAGAAGUAAUAAAUAAAAUUAAAGAACUCUUAUCUUAAGUAUAAGAUUACCACAAAGAUCAGUAUACAUUUAAACAGUAGAUCUCAUUUGAUUAGUGAGAUUUCAAAGAUAAGAGAGCAAAUUAAUGUGUGUAAACAAUGAACAUACUGAAGCAGUUUACACAUAUAUGGCUUGUAUGUACACUUUUCGACUUUAUUGUUGGAUUUUGAACAAUAUUACAUUUAGUUUAUCCAUUUAUCAUAAUGAACAGAAACAAAAAAUCUGUCAUAUUGUUUUAUACAGACGCAGCCUGUUCAUUAUAUGUAAUCAACAGAAAUGUCCCAUAGGUGUAGGUUCUAUUUUGAUUAUUUGAUGUCUGUACCUUUUUGUUUUUUGUUCAAGGGACUUAAUACGUUCACAUUCACACGUGUUUGUUUGAGUAGCCUUACACUGGAUUUGUCAUUGAUGUGGAUUCUAUAUUAAAUGCAUUACUUCUUAUUACAA